Messenger RNA from Xenopus laevis (African clawed frog), 5054 nucleotides. It is a transcript of the gene flrt3.S, whose product is annotated as fibronectin leucine rich transmembrane protein 3 S homeolog. NCBI's taxonomy places the organism in Eukaryota, Metazoa, Chordata, Amphibia, Anura, Pipidae. Bases 1050 to 2996 code for a protein of 648 amino acids. Gene Ontology annotation, cellular component: focal adhesion; endoplasmic reticulum membrane; extracellular region. The transcript is spliced from 3 exons. The record is from RefSeq and is a predicted model, not a curated record.
UCACAGUCUCCAGCCAGGGAGUCGGACAAAAGGCUCCUGAGACAAAAGGGUUAAAUGCACAAAAGCGACAGACAGAGACGCGCGUCUGUAUCGAGUCCUCGAGCUCCCUCUAGUGACGCUCACACGACUCAGGCUGCACAGGGCGGGUUCCUUGUGAGACGGGGGGCGGAGCUGAUGAUGAUAACCCCGCCCCCGAGCCGUGACAUCACACAUACAGAGCGGCAGUGUGAGAAGCUUUGGUUUGAGUUGAGAGUUGGAGGUGGAGUGAGAAGGAUCUGCCUGGAGAGUGUGGGACUGAUACAACUCAAUGGUUUCCUCUGUUUCACUGAACAGCCGCUUCUCUCUCUCUCUCUGGGACUUUUAUUUACUCACUGCUACUGGAAGGACUUUUGUUUUACUGUUGGAUUUUCCCUGUGGCUCAGAUCAGCCGGGAGUUUAAUCUACAAAGGAUAUCCGAUAAGGAACCUAUCAAUAAGGAAAUAGCUGGCACACGUUCAUAUAAAACAUGGAUAAAAUGCUGAUUUUGCUAUGGGAGUGAACCUUAUGGAAUCUGAUUACCACACUUGGUUCGUGUUGCACAGGAAGCAAAGCAAACCUCAUGUUCUUGGCCCAAAAAAAGUUUGAUAUUAUGAAUAGGAUAUAUUAAUGCGGAGGGGAACUUCCUGGCUUUGGAAAUUUACAAGGCUUAAGGCAUUUUUAUUGCAAAAUAAAAGUUGACCUAAGGAAACAGAGAACCAUACUUAAUUGUAUCUACAAUGCUUUUUGGUCACGGACGCUCCCUGCACACGGACCUACUUUGCUAACCGUCCCUGGUAAACUUUUGUUGUGAUGCAAACAAGGCAUUGUGACCCUUGGCACCGUCUCUUACUCGUUGGGAUUGUUUGAAUAAGCACAAGGGAACAAGGGAGUGCUACAUGAGAUAACCCAGACCUCUCUAUUCUUGGAAACACAAAGCCUUGGCUGCUUUCUGCCUACUGGAUAUUUCAGGCGAACAUCAGCUCACACUUUCCAGGUUUCAAGGCACCGUAGGAAAGAAAUCAUCAGUGACCAUGUCUACAGAAACUUGGAAUUUGUUUGUUGCAUGGGCUCAGUUUUUACUAUUAUUGAGAAUGUUGCCACAAUGUGACAGUGCCAAACCAUGUCCUUCGGUGUGCCGCUGUGAUGCAGGCUUCAUUUAUUGCAAUGAUAGGGACUUGACAUCCAUUCCUUCGGGUAUCCCAGAUGAUGCUACAACCCUCUACCUUCAAAAUAAUCAGAUCAAUAACGCUGGCAUACCUUCUGAUUUAAAGGGUCUGGAUAAGGUCGAGCGAAUCUACUUGUAUCGCAACAGUUUAGAUGAGUUUCCAAUUAACCUCCCUAAAAAUGUCAAAGAAUUGCACCUCCAGGAAAACAAUAUACGGACUAUAACCUACGAUGCACUUUUACAGAUCCCUUUCAUAGAAGAGUUGCAUCUGGAUGAUAAUUCUGUAUCUGCAGUCAGUAUAGAGGAUGGAGCUUUCCGAGACAACAUCUUUCUGCGGCUCCUCUUCCUUUCAAGAAAUCACCUAAGCACAAUACCAUGGGGCCUGCCUAAAACAAUAGAAGAGCUACGUUUGGAUGAUAAUCGUAUUUCUACCAUCUCUGAGAUCUCUUUGCAAGACCUCACCAAUCUGAAACGUCUUGUCCUGGAUGGGAACCUUUUAAAUAAUAAUGGUCUGGGAGAACGGGUCUUCAUGAACUUGAUCAAUCUGACAGAACUCUCUUUAGUACGCAAUUCUCUUACCUCUCCUCCUGCAAACCUGCCUGGCACCAGCCUGAGAAAGCUUUACCUUCAAGAAAACCAUAUGAACUAUGUACCACCUAAUUCAUUUGCCGAUUUGACACAACUCUACCGGCUUGAUAUGUCCAAUAACAAUCUCACGGCUUUACCUCAGGGUAUAUUUGAUGACUUGGAUAACCUAACCCAAUUAUUCCUGCGCAACAAUCCUUGGUAUUGUGGAUGUAAAAUGAAGUGGGUGCGUGACUGGCUGCAAUCUCUGCCAUCCAAAGUUAAUGUCCGUGGGUUGAUGUGCCAGGCUCCAGAGAGAGUAAGAGGAAUGACCAUCAAAGACCUUAACAAAGAACUGUUUGAUUGUAAAGACAGGAUUGGUUCGAAUACAAUACAUGUUACAACAACAAUGUUAAACUCUUUGCUUCCAGCACAAGGCCAGUGGCCAGUGCCUGUGACCAAACAACCUGAAAUAAGACCUCCAGAUAUCAAUAAGAUCUUUCGGACAACUCCAAUACCCGUCAAAAAAAUUAUUACGAUUCAGGUGAAAUCAAUAACAACAGAGACUAUCUAUAUCUCUUGGAAAGUGGCCCUGCCAAUGACCGCUUUGAGACUUAGCUGGCAACUGGGUCAUAGUCCUGUUUUUGGAUCUAUAACGGAAACAAUUGUGACAGGUGACAGGGCAGAGUAUUUGCUUACAGCUCUUGAGCCUGAAUCACCGUAUCGCAUAUGUAUGGUUCCCAUGGAAACCGGCAACAUCUACCUUUCUGAUGAAACCCCUGUUUGCAUUGAAACAGAGACUGCUCCACUUAAAAUGUACAACCCAACCACCACAUUGAACAGAGAGCAAGAGAAGGAGCCUUAUAAGAACUCGAGUUUACCAUUAGCUGCAAUCAUUGGGGGAGCCGUGGCUCUGGUAGCUAUUACACUCCUCGCUUUGGUGUGUUGGUACGUUCACCGGAAUGGGUCUCUGUUUUCCAGGAACUGUGCCUACAACAAGGGUCGCAGAAGAAAAGACGACUAUGCAGAAGCUGGUACAAAGAAGGACAAUUCCAUUUUAGAAAUCAGGGAGACUUCUUUUCCGAUGAUACCAAUAAAUAGUGACCCAUUGUCCAAGGAGGAGUUUAUAAUACACACUAUAUUUCCACCCAAUGGAGUGAGCCUGUACAAAAACAGUCACAGUGAGAGCAGUAGUAACAGAAGUUACAGAGACAGUGGUAUACCAGAUUCCGAUCAUUCACAUUCAUGAUGCGGAAUGGCACAAGACUUUUUUUUACAUAUAUAUAUAUAUAUGGACUAAAACGAGUGAUUGGAAUUCACUGUUCUACUGCAAAACACUGGACACGAGAUUGAAGGAGCAAUGUACUGUACAUUUGCCAUAUAAUUUAUAUUUAAGAACUUUUUAUUAAAAGUUUAAAAUUUCAGGCUGGUGCUACGAUUAAAUGUAGCAUGACACCUGACCACAAUCUUCUAUUUUAGUAUUUUUUUGUAAUUUGUACUGUAUUUUCCUCGCUAAUAUUGAAGUUACGGACCAUUUAACCUUUUUGUGUUCUACUGAGUAAUAUGACUUGUCAACUGUGAAAGUGGCAUUUUUUUUGCAUUUUUAUUUUGCUGUGUUGAACAAUCAGAUUUUUUUUUUCAUUUGUUUUUGGGGGUUCUCUUUUCUGGUCCUUGUACAAAGCACAGAGCAUAUUUUGCAUUUGGUUUUUGAACACAGUCAAUGGGAAGAAGUUGUUACAGUCGGAUCAACAGCUCUCGGUUUUAGGAGACCUGUCAUGAACUGUACACAAGAUAGCUAUACAAACAAAACAUGUGUAGUAAUGGGCAUUACCUCUUUCUAAAAAAAAAAGAACUGCAUCUGGAUAUAUACACAAUAAUUUCAUUUAGCAAAUAAAAACAUAUUUCUGUUUGAACUUAUACCAUUUUAUCAGUAUAUUGCUUCAAGACAUUUUCCCAGGUCUUAUUUUUAAAAGUAUAAAACCCAUGGAGAUACUUUUCAGCUCUAAUCAUAUGCUGGCACCUAUAAAAGGAGCUAUGUAAUCUCAUCAUCAUGUUCUCCAACCAAUAGUGAACAAAAAUUCUUAAUAAUUCAAAAAUAAAAAAAAAACCUCUCCUAUUUCUUAAAAUUUCUCGAAUUUUCCCUACUUCACCCUUGGACGUGUGCGCAGAAUAGUUUGUAAACACACAUAAUGGCAGAUUUAUUAAGGUUCGAAUGGUAAAUUUGAAUUCUCACAUUUUUUUGGGUCAAAACUCAAAACAAAUUCAAAUUUAAAAGCACCAACUUGAUUGUAAAUUUGAAUGUGAGAAUUAUCACACCUCAACCAUGGAAACCGUUCUAAUUCGAAUAUUUGCACCUUAAAUCUGCCGAAUUCAUUUAGAAGUCAAUGGCAGAGGUCGUUGACCCAUUUGAAGAUGUUGAUUGCCUUCCUGACAUUCAAGUUUUUUUCAAAGGAAAAUUUGAUUAAAUUUUUGUUUGUAUUCGAAUAUGAAUUAAAUUUAUGGGUCGUUCCCAUUAUAGCAAAUUUUAGAAGUUUGGAUUUUUUCAUAAAUAACCUCCUUUUCAAGUUGUGAGUACAUUUGAAUUUAUUAGCGUAAAGAAAAAUUCACAUCGAUUCGAAAAACGAUCUUUGAUAAAUCUGCCCCGUAGUCAGUACUUCCUUGGACCCAUUUUGCACACACGGUUUUCUAAAGACACUGCCUACGAGAAAAGAAAUCACUGGUGUCAAAACUCAAAACAAAUUCAAAUUUAAAAGCACCAACUCGAUUUUAAAUUUGAAUGUGAGAAUUAUCACAUCUCGACCAUGGAAACCGUUCUAAUUCCAAUAUUUGCACCUAAAAUCUGCCGAAUUCAUUUACAAGUCAAUGGCAGAGGUCGUUGACCCAUUUGAAGAUGUUGAUUGCCUUCCUGACAUUCAAGUUUUUUUCAGAGGAAAAUUUGAUUAGAUUUUUGUUUGUAUUCGAAUAUGAAUUGAAUUGGGUCGUUCCCAUUCUAGCGAAUUUUAGAAGUUUGGAUUUUUUUCAUAAAUAACCUCCUAUUCAAGUUUUAAGUACAUUUGAAUUUAUUAGAGUAGAGAAAAAUUCACAUCAAUUCGAAAAACGAUCUUUGAUAAAUCUGCCCCAUAGUCAGUACUUCCUUGGACCCAUUUUGCACACACGGUUUUCCAAAUACAAAGCCAACGAGAAAAGAAAUCACUGGUGGAUAAAUAAUUCUUUCAGGUGUUGAAAACACCUUAUUUUAUACAGUAAUUUAAAGUAGAGAAAAAUGUAAUAAUGUCUACGCCGUGUCCCAUGGAAAAUCUAUAAAUGU